CCCACAGUGCUCCACGCCAACGCUAUGGAGGCCGGGAGGACUGCGGUGCUCCGAGUGAAGCGGAAGCGCACGUCGGAGCCGGCCGAGGCUCUUGUACUCGCUUGUAAACGCCUCCGGAGUGGUCCGGUUGAAUCAGAUGCACAGGAGACGCCGGAGGACCUGGAAAGGGCGGCGGAGAAUAAUGUCUUCCAGUUGGUGGCCACCGUGCGCUCCCAGGAGGAACCAGUCCAGCCCCUCGUGCGGGCUGCCCUGCGCCCGUCUUUGGGCAGCCAGCAGCGUAUCCGCCGCGGUCUUCGCGCGUCGGCUCGAGAGAGCAGGCAGGAAGGCCGCUAUCGGGUGGUCUCCAGCCGCCGAUCCUCGGGGACCGCCUCGGGCUCCCUGGUGUCCGAGUACCAGCCAAGGAACCUAGAGACCUCUGAGGACGAAGGCUUCCAGCUGUUCGACCUAGUCCACGAGGAAGGAGACGGAGAGGCAGCUGCCAUGGACUCCUACAAAGCAGCUGACCCAGAUGUGAUCCUCUGCAAUUCUGUAGAGUUGAUCCGUGAACGAUUGACUAUAUCUGAGAAUGGACCAGAAGUGAGGCACCAGGAGGAACAAAAGCAAGAUGACUAUGUGUAUGAUAUUUACUGCUUGGAUAUGGCCACUCCUGGAUGGAUCGAGAACAUCCUUUCUGUGCAGCCCUACAGCCAAGAUUGGGAGCUGGUGAGUGAUGAUCAACAAACAGAGGACAUUUAUGAAGAUGAAGAUGACGAGAACAGUGAGAAUAACUGGCGUAACGAGUACCCAGAAGAGGAGGACAUCAGUGAUGGAGAUGAAAAUUCCAGAGGCUCUGAUGAAUACAACAGUCUCAGUGAAGAGGAAAGUGGCUGUAGCAGACAAUGCAUGUGGAGCAAAUACCCCCUGGAUGUACAGAAGGAGUUUGGCUAUGACAACCCCCAUGACCUAGAUUCAGACUGAUAGUCUUGUGAUAGCCAUGAGAUUCUGCACAGCCCUUGGGGGCUCUGUGACUACAGCAUCAGCUGCCCUAGUGACAUUCUCUUAGAUUUCCUAGCUUAAUGUGUGGAGGAAGCAGCAUAUCAAACAGUACCGUCUCAUCACAGGGAAAACUAUGCUAAGGAAAUGGGUCUUUCCCACUAAAAGUAGGGCCUGAAUCAAAAGUGACCCUGUAGUCUUUUAAAAAAUGCUGUAUAAAGGAAGGUUUGUUUAGCUUCUUGGCCCAGGCAGUUUUCCUGGUGUUCCAAGUCUCCUAGCUAAAGCCAUACGGGUAGCAGAGAGGUUAUUUCACCAGGAAUACAGUUCUGCUUUCCCCAUACUACCAGGCUGCCUGCCUCUAGUAAAACCUGUUCUUUUCGAUAGAGGGAAUGUGGAAGGGCUAUAGUGGGGCCCUUGUAGCAGCACAGACUGGACAGUAAUGGCCAUUAGGGCAGGAAGUAGAAUCUGAGCUGUGGAAGAUUUUAGCUCACAGCUACCUCCGCUUUCCUGCUUCUGGACUCUGAUGAUGGUUGUAAAGAUUGUUGUCAUCCUUUGGCAGUAGUGCCCAGGGACAGAAUGAAUAUGAAUGUGACACUACUUGUUUAAUAAAAACUAACUCUUACCA
Messenger RNA from Tupaia belangeri chinensis (Chinese tree shrew), 1597 nucleotides. RefSeq names its product solute carrier family 7 member 6 opposite strand (gene SLC7A6OS). Lineage: Eukaryota; Metazoa; Chordata; Mammalia; Scandentia; Tupaiidae. Gene Ontology annotation, biological process: developmental process. Bases 25 to 957 code for a protein of 310 amino acids. The record is from RefSeq and is a predicted model, not a curated record. The transcript is spliced from 5 exons.